CGCUUUAUCUAAUAAAAAAAAAAAAUUAUUGGAGUGAACUAUACUCGCAAUCCAUAACUCUGAACUCUAACCCAACAAGAAACGGGAUUGCCGUCCUUUUAUUACGAGGACGGUAUUGCAAUAAAUCAUUCGUUGACAUUAUGGUUUUUUUUAAUAAAUUAUAAUUAAUCUUAUCAAUUUUUAUUUUGGUGAUAUGAUAUCAUAGAUAUAAAUAAAUAUAAACAUAUAAAUAAUAAUUAAAAUUCAAAGCACUAACCUUCAUUCUGAUGCUUAUAUAACAGCGGUGUUUCAACGCCAGCAUACCGUCCCAUCCCGGUCGAGCACCGAGCGCAAAGCAUGGGCGAGGUCGGAGCGCGCGCCGAGAAUCCUCGGCCAAAGAGCACCAGCCUAUUCUUGCAAAUCGUCGAACACCUUGACGGCACUAUCUCCCGCCCCAUCGUCCCAAUCUCCCCUCCUUCUUCCGAUCCCUCCAACACUCAAUCCCAAACCCUCUCCAAAGAUCUCCCUCUCAACCCCAUCCAUGGCACCUCACUGCGCCUCUACUGCCCUAAUCAUCCCCCUUCCCAUAAGCUCCCAAUCAUCAUCUUCUUCCAUGGCGGUGGCUUCGUCGCCUUCAACGCAUCCACUGUGUUUUACCACGAGGAGUGCGAGCAAAUGGCGGCCGAGCUCCCAGCUAUUGUUGUUUCCCUGGAUUACCGGCUUGCUCCGGAGCAUCGGCUCCCGGCGGCGUAUGAUGACGCCGUGGAAGCGUUGAGCUGGGUCUGGGAUCAAGCUAAAGGAGGCGGAGAUCCAUGGAUCAUUAACCAUGGGGACUUCUCUCGUUGCUACUUGAUGGGCAGUAGCUCCGGCGGGAACAUGGCGUACUAUGCCGGGAUUCGCGCCAUGGAUUUAGAUCUCCAUCCGAUUGUGCUCGCCGGUGUCAUCCUCAACCAACCCUAUUUGGGCGGCGAGAAGAGGACCUCAUCGGAGAUGGCAUCAGAGGAGGACCCAGUCCUUCCACUCCGCGCCAACGAGACCAUGUGGCGGCUGGCGUUGCCGAAGGGGGCAGAUCGUGACCACGAGUUCUGCAACGUCGUCAAGGCGGUGGCCGGGCGGAGGAUCCGGCUGCCGAGAUGCCUCAUCUUGGGAUUCGAUGGCGAUCCUCUGAUCGAUCGGCAGAGGGAGUUCGCGAGUGUGUUGAAAGAGGGCGGAGUGAACGUGGUGGCAAGGGUAGGUGGAGAAGGGUUCCACGCCGCCGAGCUCUUCGUUCCGGCGAAGGCGGCGGCGCUGAUCGGCGAGCUCCGGGAGUUCAUCUCUAAUGGCUUUGAUGCUGAUGCUGCGUAGAUGAUGACCUGUGCGCUUGUUUGAUUUGACUUUGAGAAUCAAUGAAACGAGCUUGUGAUUCGUCAGAUCGUCUAAUGAUUAAUAAUAUAUUAUUAAUC
Messenger RNA from Dioscorea cayenensis subsp. rotundata (Guinea yam), 1421 nucleotides. Its product is annotated as probable carboxylesterase 8. The transcript has a single exon. The record is from RefSeq and is a predicted model, not a curated record. Gene Ontology annotation, molecular function: hydrolase activity. Lineage: Eukaryota; Viridiplantae; Streptophyta; Magnoliopsida; Dioscoreales; Dioscoreaceae. The coding region runs from base 337 to 1323 and encodes 328 amino acids.